Messenger RNA from Clonostachys solani, 1755 nucleotides. NCBI's taxonomy places the organism in Eukaryota, Fungi, Ascomycota, Sordariomycetes, Hypocreales, Bionectriaceae. The record is from the annotation of a GenBank genome assembly.
AUGGAUGAAACUUCUCAACUAGGGGGCCCGUUAGAGCAACCAGAAGAUAAAUCAUCAGGUGGGACAAUACAAAAUGCAAGCCCAGAUGGGGAUUCCUUAUCAUUGGAACCCGGACAGGGCGACAGGCUUGGCCAUUUCGUUGGUGAAUCGUCAGGUCUAAGUUUUCUCAUUCGGUUAAGGAGGCGUCUCGUUCAAGAUACGGGUUCAGCAUACGAGAGCUCUGUAUUCACCCUUGGAGACCCUGAACUCCCCAUGUUCGACGAAAACACCUUCUCGUGGCCUCUGAGAGAAGAAGCUGACAGGUUGGUAAACACGUUUUUCGAACUUACAUCGGCCACAUAUAGAUAUCUUCACCGCCCGACCGUAGAAGGCUGGAUACGACAAUAUUAUGAUGAUGGAGACGUCCCAGAGCCCUGCUCUCAUGGCAAAAAAGCCGUGCUGCUAGGACUGUUUGCACAGGCGAGUGGAUAUUCACGAAUAACGUCUGCCGCCGACGGGCUAAGAUAUUUCCAAGCUUCUGAGAAAGAGUUAAAUCGUCAAACCCAGUCCCCUCAUAUGGUUACAGUUCAAGCCCUCCUGCUCGCCUGCUUUUUCACACUCACAUGCUCCCGUCUUAAUCAUUGCUGGAGCCUUUUUGGGACGACUGCCAGGUUGAUUCUCGCUUUGGGAUUGCACCGGCGGCGGCGAAAUAAAUUCCAACAGAAAGAUGCGGUCGUGGACUGGGUCCAGGUAGAAUGUGGCAAGAGGUUGUUCUGGAGCGCGUACACCCUGGAUAAGUAUUUGGCUGCAAUAUUUGGGCGCCCAUGCGCUCUGAGCGACGAUGAAACGGACCAAGACUUUCCGGCAGUUGUUGACGAUCAUGACCUUACGCCACUGGUUAUCAAACCAGCAGCUCACCAGAACAUGAACAAGAUGCUAGCACCCAUAUGUCACCACAAGCUUGGCCGUAUCCUCUGUCAGGCAUUGAAGCGUCUCUAUGGCAUUGUGCCAUUGGAACGUGCCAAGCAAUAUCAAGCGAUGAGCGAACUAGGUGCCAUGGUCAGAGAAUGGAGAGACAGCCUACCUUGUUUCCUUGAUCCCCAGAAAGUCGAUUCUAGGAUCCUUAGACCCUUCUUUCAACGGCAAAGCAACCUCCUGUCCCUUGGAUCGGGCCACCUCGAAAUCCUUAUUUACAGGCCGUGCCUACUGAGCGACUCGGAUGAGGGUGAUCUCUCCAUCGAACUUCAAAUGACUAACAAGGCCAACAUCCAGUGUUGUCUGGACGCCGCAAUGAGUAUCAUGGCCACUAUCGAUGCCAUGGUAGAAAAUGACCAGUUUUAUUCUAUCUCCUGGUUCGCUCAUUAUCAAGCCUUUUGCGCCGUGCUGGUGCUCUACACAUACACGAUCAGGAGCAAAUUGAAGCCUUCGUCCUCAUGGUUGAGCUACUACCAAGCAGCAGAGCGCUGCCAAGGACUGAUUGCAGCCGUCCCCAAGACUGACUCUCUGGCUCGAAGAUUGCAUCUGAUCAUGGAAGAGUACCGUACUGAGGUGGUGAGGCAGGUCCAGUGGGACUCGCCACAGGGCAUGAUUCCCCGCACUUUCCCCCCAUUAACAUCCAAUUUGGACAUUACCACGAACUGGCUGGCGCUCGAGGAUGGGAAUGAAGAGAGGCUCCCCCUUACGGACCUCCCAAACUGGGAGCAGCUUGAUUCAUUGGCUUUGGACACCUGGAACGUAGAUUUUGACUUGGGCCUUUCCAGUACGGAGAUACAGUAG